This is a messenger RNA of Alligator mississippiensis (American alligator), 2268 nucleotides long. RefSeq names its product kelch domain containing 4 (gene KLHDC4). NCBI's taxonomy places the organism in Eukaryota, Metazoa, Chordata, Crocodylia, Alligatoridae. The coding region runs from base 116 to 1882 and encodes 588 amino acids. Gene Ontology annotation, molecular function: protein binding. The record is from RefSeq and is a predicted model, not a curated record. The transcript is spliced from 12 exons.
CUCUUCCUCUCGGAAAUGACCUUGCUUUGCAUUGCCAUGUGAGCUCCCCAGGAGCUGGGGGAGGGGGCAGCAUUGCACAGAGGGUCCCCUGAUUUGCAAAACCCAAGCUGAAAGCAUGGGGAAAAAAAGCAAGAAGGAGAAGAAGGUGAAAGGGGCUGAGAAAACAGCUGCUAAGAUGGAGAAAAAAGUCUCCAAGAGAUCUAAAAAAGAGGAGGAGGAUCUUGAAGCCCUGAUAGCGGAGUUCCAGACAUUAGAUGCCAAAAAGACCCAGAUCAUUGAAACAUCCUGCCCUCCACCCUCUCCAAGGUUGAAUGCCUCCUUCUCUGCUCACCCCGAGAAAGACGAAUUGAUCCUUUUUGGAGGUGAAUAUUUCAAUGGCCAAAAAACGUACCUGUACAACGAGCUGUAUAUUUACAACGUCCGGAAGAACAGUUGGGCUAAAGUUGACAUCCCCAGCCCUCCUCCCCGGCGCUGCGCUCAUCAGGCGGCAGUGGUGCCCCAGGCUGGCGGGCAGCUCUGGGUGUUCGGAGGAGAGUUUGCUUCUCCCGACGGGGAGCAGUUUUACCAUUACAAGGAUCUCUGGGUCCUGCAUUUGGUCACCAAAACUUGGGAGCAAAUCAAGGCAGCUGGCGGCCCCUCGGGGAGGAGCGGACAUCGAAUGGUUGCCUGCAAGAGGCAAUUAAUCGUCUUCGGAGGCUUCCACGAGAGCGCCAGAGACUACAUCUACUACAACGAUGUGUAUGCUUUCAACCUGGACACGUUCACGUGGAGCAAGCUGUCUCCUUCCGGCAUCGGCCCUGCCCCGAGGUCUGGCUGCCAAAUGUCUGCCACUCCAGAAGGCAAUGUAAUCAUCUACGGUGGCUACUCCAAACAGAGAGUGAAGAAAGAUGUUGACAAGGGCACCCUGCACACGGACAUGUUCCUGCUGAAGGCAGAAGGAUCAGACAAGUGGGUUUGGAAUCGACUUAACCCUUCCGGAGUGAAACCCACGCCCAGGUCGGGCUUCUCGGCGGUGGUGGGCCCCAAUAACCGGUCCCUCCUGUUCGGAGGAGUCCACGACGAGGAAGAGGAGGAGAGCAUCGAAGGAGACUUCUUCAACGAUGUCUAUUUCUACGAUAUGGGGAAGAAUCGCUGGUUUCCUGGACAGUUAAAGGGACCAAAAUCUGAGAGGAAGAAACGCAGGCGCGGGAGGAAGGCAGAGGCAGCGGAGGCGGCUGGAGGAGGAGAGUCUGAGGGCCAGCCCCCUCCGGGGCCCGUGGAGAUCGUCAAAGAGGUGGUUGCAGAGGAUGGGACUGUGAUGACAAUCAAGCAGAUGAUCCCUGCCGCCGGAGCAGAGCUGGAGAGGUCUGAGUCGGAAGAGGAGGAGGAAGAAGAGGAAGAGGAGGGUGCCGGUGAUGAAGCCUCUGGCCAGCAAGUGGAGCCGUGCCCCCGGUCCAAUGCCAUGCUGGCGGUGAAGCACGGCGUUCUCUAUGUGUAUGGGGGGAUGUUUGAGGUGGGAGACCGCCAGUUCACCCUCAGUGACCUCUACAGCAUUGACCUCCACAAGAUGGACGAGUGGAAGGUGCUGGUGGAGAUGGAUCCAAAAACUCAGGAGUGGCUGGAAGAAUCUGAGUCGGAUGAAGAAGGGGGCGAUGUGGAAGGGGCUGAGGGAGGAGAGGAGGAGGAGGAGGAGGAGGGCUCUGAUGAAGAGAGUGAAGAUGAUGAAGAAGAGGAGCAGCACCCACCUGCCCAGCCAGAUGAGAAGUACACGGACUAUUUGCCCAGGACAGAGCAGUACUGGAUUAAACUCGCCCGCAGGAACAUGGGCCCUGAGGCGAAGGAGAAGAAAGUAUUGAAGGUGGCACAUGCGAUGGCCAAGGCUUUCUAUGAGGGCUUGGUCUAGACACACUCACUCCGGCGAAUGGGCAACGUGAGUGUGGAGGUGUCCCGGGGACAGCGGUGAGGCCAGCUCAACUCAGUCUGGCGUCCUUCACCAGUAAACCCAGCCAGAUCCAGGAGCACUCUUGUUCCUGCUGCUCCAGGCGAAUGCCCCUGUGCUCAUCUCAUUGCUAAUGGUGUAUUUCCACUGUUAUUUCUGGGCAUCGUGGCCGGUGUGUUCAGGACCUCAUGCUACUGAGGCUUGAAGGCACAACGUGGGAAUUUUUGUUGGAGCCGAGGUCAGCAGAGACAAGCUAUCUAUGAGAAUUUCCGAGACCCAAACCCUCCUCUCCGGUCCGAGGUCUAGGUUUGGUUUCUCUGAGUGCUUUUAUAAUAAAGUUCUUCACUUAA